UGUAGGCCAUAAAGAAAAGCAAAGCUUGGCUUGAGAAACUUUAAACAUCAAGGCCAGCCUUGUUCAUAAGCACCUGCAAACAGGAGAGACAGAGAGAGAGAACCCAUCAUUCCAAAGCAAAAGCGAGAGAGAGAGAGAGAGUGAGAGAGAGAGAGAGAGGGAGGAAAUUCAAGGGAGAAGGGUUUCCGAGAAGAGAGAGAAAGAUGAUGCAAACACAGAGGCAGGCAUAUGAACAACAGCAACAAGCACUCACACAAUCAGGGCAAAUCUCUGGAAGUCUAAGCUUCAACGGAACCCUAACAAAAGAAGACGAAGAGAUGUCAAAGUCGGCUCUCUCUACGUUUAGGGCAAAGGAAGAAGAGAUCGAGAAGAAGAAACUUGAGGUUAGAGAGAGAGUUCAGGCUCACUUGGGACGCAUUGAAGAAGAAAGCCGACGUCUAUCUACUAUUCGCGAGGAGCUUGAGGCACUAACAGAUCCAAUGAAGAAAGAAGUCUCACUUGUUCGUAAGAAGAUCGACUCGGUCAACAAGGAUUUGAAGCCAUUGGGGCAAACUUGUCAGAAGAAGGAGAAAGAGUACAAAGAAGCUCUUGAGGCUUUCAAUGACAAGAACAAGGAAAAAGUACAGCUAAUUACCAGAUUGAUGGAGCUGGUGAGCGAAAGCGAGAGAUUGAGGAUGAAGAAGCUGGAGGAGUUGAGUAAGAGCGUU
Molecule: messenger RNA, 707 nt
Organism: Camellia sinensis
Lineage: Eukaryota; Viridiplantae; Streptophyta; Magnoliopsida; Ericales; Theaceae
Source: RefSeq, a predicted model, not a curated record